AUACUCGGAGCCUUUCAGAGAAAACGUAUCCACAUAAGCUUACUUAGUAGAAUUGAUUACAUAAAUUUCCGAACAUGAAUAAAGUACUAAAGAAUACAAUGAAUGACGGGAUGUCUGCGAGAUGGUGCAUUAUAAAGGUGGGAAUACUUGCGGUUUAGUUAACACGGAUACUUUAAGUUCAUCAUCUCUUCGUGUAUAAUGAUUGCAACAACAAUGAUCAUCACUUUGUUGGUGGCUAACAUACCACAACUACGGGGAACUAUUUAUUUAUUUUUUGAUAUACCAAUCGCUCUUAUGUUCAUUGCAUCAAUCCUUCAAUUGGUGUUGCUUUUUACUCUCAAUCUCGACAACGUAUUCCCAGUGAAUUAUUUAUCGGCUUCAUUGAGCGUAUUAACUUCGUCUUCUGGUCUCGCAGUUGCAACAGCGUGGUUAGAUAUAUGGACUCUUCUUUCAUGGGGUCUUUCUGCACUUUUCUCUGUAAUAGCAGUGGUAGUUGGAUACAGAAUGCGGCGCCUUAAUCUGAAGGGAUACUAUGUCAUGUAUUACGUGAUAUCUGGAUUGAUGAUUUUAGGUGGCAUUCCGUUUGUGGUUCUCUUCCUUCUAAAGUAUAAGGAUGCCGCAAAUCUGGUUUUCGGUGCACCUUUGGUAUUCUGUUUAAUCGUGGCAUUAUAUCUUACUGGACAAGGUUUAAAGAGUUGCAAUGGUACGCUGACUGAUUCCUUCAUACCAUUUAGACAGGCUCUAAUCACCUGGGCGUUAGUAUGCUUGAUGUACAUUACCCUUUCACGUACCAUUUUAGUAAUUCGAGACUAUAUUCGGAAGAAUAAUCAAAUCGUCAUUUAAACCGACAUUCCCUUCUCUGCACCACCUACUACCUGACUUUCAUCUGUUAUUACUAUUGUUGUUAAACUGGAUUCUGCGUGAA
Molecule: messenger RNA, 925 nt
Organism: Trichobilharzia regenti
Lineage: Eukaryota; Metazoa; Platyhelminthes; Trematoda; Strigeidida; Schistosomatidae
Source: the annotation of a GenBank genome assembly